AUGGGGAAAACCCAUUUUUAUAAAUUGGUUAACACCAAUUUUCCAACAGACUUCAACUCCGGCGACGACUUCAACUCCGGCGACGACUUAAACGACUUGAACUCCGGCGAUGAAUUCAACUUCGCAUCGGGUCGCACAGCUCUCUCCGUCACUGAUGGACCCCCGAAUUCCCCGAUGUUAUGGCCGAUAGAUACGGUUCCCGGAUUUAGGAUUUUUAGGUUUAGAAAUCACAGGUACGUUAUUUGGGAUGAUCCAUUCCGCGGAGGGGGAUGUCAGUCCGCAGAGGGUGCUCUGCGGAGUGAUGUGUUACCUCCACGGAAUGUUAUAAUCGAAGCAAUGCAGUCCUCCGCAGAGGCUAGAGGUCAAUCCGCAGAGAGGCCUCCGCGAAAUGACCUCUACCCUCCGCGGAAUGACCUUAAAAAUAGCACGAAGAUAUCUAUCAAAAAGCGGAUUUAA
Molecule: messenger RNA, 456 nt
Organism: Lactuca virosa
Lineage: Eukaryota; Viridiplantae; Streptophyta; Magnoliopsida; Asterales; Asteraceae
Source: the annotation of a GenBank genome assembly